This is a messenger RNA of Halteromyces radiatus, 168 nucleotides long. RefSeq lists its product as uncharacterized. The record is from RefSeq and is a predicted model, not a curated record. Lineage: Eukaryota; Fungi; Mucoromycota; Mucoromycetes; Mucorales; Cunninghamellaceae. The transcript has a single exon. The annotation marks the transcript as partial.
ACUUGGCAUCGUAUCACCAAACAAUUGAAAAGAAAACGUUCUUUUCAUUCACAUGAAUCAUCCAAGGCUGUUCGUUUUUAUGGUAUUGAUACUGUCUUUUAUACUCAUAGUUCACUUGAAUAUGAUCGUACUCCAUCAGCAGAAUUGAAUGAAGAAGAUGAUAUCGAU